Messenger RNA from Mangifera indica (mango), 1924 nucleotides. RefSeq names its product aspartic proteinase-like. Gene Ontology annotation, biological process: proteolysis; lipid metabolic process. NCBI's taxonomy places the organism in Eukaryota, Viridiplantae, Streptophyta, Magnoliopsida, Sapindales, Anacardiaceae. Gene Ontology annotation, molecular function: aspartic-type endopeptidase activity. The record is from RefSeq and is a predicted model, not a curated record. The transcript is spliced from 15 exons. The coding region runs from base 184 to 1683 and encodes 499 amino acids.
UAUCUUUUUCCCACGGCUGUGAAUAUUGAUGCUUACAACAGUUUUGUGGACAUUACUGUUUCCCUUAAUCUCAGAAUUUCCUAAACAAGCUUCUGUUAGAAUCUCCUCUUAACUCUAAACUCGACUGUAGCAGAAUCCCAGGUUGAGGGCUUCAGGGGUUUUUAGUUCCAAGAAGUUAUCAAGAUGGAGGGAAAAGUUCGGUCUGCUUUGUGUUUGUGGGUGUUGACAUGCUUGAUCCUUGCUGAUUCCUCUAAUGGGUUGCUGAGAAUUGGUUUGAAGAAGCGUCACCUUGAUCUUCAUGGUAUAAACGCGGCCAGGGUGGCAAGAAGGGAAGGAAUUAUGGCCAAUCAUUUAAGCAGUGUGGAUGAAGCUCUAGUGCCUUUGAAGAACUAUCUGGAUGCUCAGUACUUCGGAGAGAUCGGUAUUGGCUCACCACCACAAAAUUUCACUGUCAUAUUUGAUACUGGCAGCUCCAAUCUGUGGGUUCCUUCUUCAAAAUGCUAUUUCUCUAUUGCGUGCUAUUUCCAUUCUCGGUACAAAUCAAGCAAGUCUAGUACAUAUACAAAGAAUGGAAAAACUUGUGAAAUAAGUUAUGGAUCUGGAUCCAUUUCUGGUUUCUUCAGUCAAGACAAUGUUGAAGUUGGGGAGCUUGUUGUUAAGGAUCAAGUUUUCAUUGAGGCUACACGAGAAGGAAGUCUUAGUUUUAUAUUAGCAAAAUUCGAUGGAAUACUUGGACUUGGAUUCCAGGAGAUUUCAGUCGGCGAUGCUGUACCAGUAUGGUACAAUAUGGUCCAACAGGGCCUUGUAAGUGAGGAGGUCUUCUCAUUCUGGCUCAAUAGAGAUCCUGAGUCCUCAGAGGGUGGUGAGAUUGUUUUUGGUGGUGUUGAUUCAAAGCACUAUAAGGGGAAUCAUACUUACGUUCCUGUUACUCGGAAGGGUUAUUGGCAGUUCACUAUGGGAGAUCUUCUCAUUGGUGGCCAUUCAACAGGUGUUUGUGAGGGGGGUUGUGCUGCUAUUGUGGAUUCGGGAACAUCCUUGCUUGCAGGGCCAACGCCUGUUGUGACUGAAAUCAAUCAUGCCAUUGGAGCAGAAGGUAUUGUCAGUGCAGAAUGUAAGGAGGUUGUUUCUGAGUAUGGAGACUUGAUAUGGGAUCUAUUAGUGUCAGGGGUUCUACCUGACAAAGUAUGUGCACAACUUGGUUUAUGUUUCUUCAAUGGGAAUCACUCUGUGAGUAUUAGCAUCGAACAAGUGGUUGAAAAGGAAAAUAUGGAUGGUGUAUCAACUGCAGAUAGUGCUCUCUGCUGUGCUUGUGAAAUGAUGGUUAUUUGGAUCCAGAAUCAGCUAAAACAACAGAGAACAAAGGAGAAAGUACUCAACUAUGUGAAUGAGCUCUGUGAGAGCCUACCAAGUCCAAUGGGAGAAUCAGCCAUCGACUGUGACAGCUUGGGAAACAUGCCAAAUAUCACAUUCACCAUUGGCGAUAAACCUUUCAAACUCACUCCAGAACAGUACAUUCUGAAAACUGGUGAUGGAUUUGCUGAAGUCUGCAUCAGUGGUUUCAUGGCAUUGGAUGUACCUCCUCCAAGGGGUCCUCUGUGGAUCCUGGGAGAUGUAUUCAUGGGGGUGUAUCACACUGUCUUCGACUAUGGUAAUCUGCAAAUUGGUUUUGCUGAGGCUGCUUAGCUGCCAACUGUCAGGUUUAUUAGGCAUGGUAAUCAUCACACUUACUUUCAGCAAGAACAAAAAGUACUCUAGACUUCAUAUAUGACUGUUAAUAAUCAAUACUGUUGAUAUUAUGACAUGUAUAUGUAAUUAUAUAUGAAUCCAAUUCUGAACUCAAAGUGAUAUAUAUAUAUUUGUAUUAGUUAUUUGAAUCUCAAUAUCCAUGGUAUUUUCUCCUAAUUGAAGUAUCUUUUUGGGCUUA